Molecule: messenger RNA, 1209 nt
Organism: Penicillium odoratum
Lineage: Eukaryota; Fungi; Ascomycota; Eurotiomycetes; Eurotiales; Aspergillaceae
Product: DUF3237 domain-containing protein
Exons: 5
Coding region: 1-1209 (402 amino acids)
Source: RefSeq, a predicted model, not a curated record
AUGGGUCGUACUGUUGACCAGGAAGUCCACGCGGCGUUUGUCGAGUUCCGCGCCAAGGAAGAUGACAAGUGUCUUUCUGUCCAGUGUAUAUACUGCCAACAGAUUCGCGCAAAGAACACUUCUCGACAGAAGCAACAUCUUCUUGAAUGCCCUGGCCUGCGCGGCCAUCCUAACGCGCCCCAGGCCGCCCAGGCCGCGCAGGCCCCCAAUGGUAUCGGGCCUUCCAAUGGAUACCCUGGCACCCCCAAUGGCCCUAAUACCUCUGCAACAGGCCAAACUGGCCCUACCAUCCCCACACCCAAUGGCUCUAUGAUCACCAAUGGCGUCAAUCCUCAUGCCACUCCGCUCGGAACUCCACUGUCUACUUUGCAGAGCCGCCCGCCGAUGGCCACGCCCGGCCCACCACCUGUCGGCGCACCCCCAGGCUCUGCGCCUUCUUCACUGCCUCCGCCUCGAUCAACCCCCAAGCCCAAGUCUAAGCCCAGUACUUCGAGUUUGCCUGCGCCGCCGUUGGAUGAUGUGCACGCGGCCUUUGUUGAGUUCCGCGCCAAAGAAGAGGAUAAGUGCUUGUCUGUGCAAUGCAUCUACUGCCAACAAGUGCGCGCAAAGAACACCAGUCGCCAGCGCCAACACUUGCUAGAAUGCCCUACUUAUCUGAGUGUUAUGAAGGAUUCGAUUCCUGCCAACAAUCUUCUGCACACAUUCCCCGAGGGUGAUGUUGCGCGUUCACUUCAAAUUCCCGCCCCAACUCUCGAGCUGGAUUUCCGCAUGAGCAUUAAGAUGAACCCCAAGGUUCCUGUCGGCCAGAGCAUUUGGGGCCACCGCGAGUGGGUUUCAUUUGUUGGUGGUCAGUGGGCCGGUCGAUGGGGCAAGGGUAUUGUUCUGCCUGGUGGCCAAGACACCCAGAUCGUCACCAAGGACCAGAACACCCACCUUCGUGCGAACUAUCUGCUCCAGACUGCCGAAGAACCCCCAGCUUUUAUCGUUGUCAAGGCCGAGGGCUGGCUCACCGGUGCCAAGGAUGUCCUCGAAAAGGUUAAUGACCAGGGUCAGGCUGAUGGCAUCAACCCCGGCAGCUACAAAUACCGCAUCAAUCUGUCCAUGGAGACAGGUGAUGAACGAUUCACCUUUCUCAACACCCUCAUGUGGAUUGGCAGCGGUUGCCGCCGCGGUCAAGAAGUUAUUUUCGAUGCAUUCCGCGUCAACUAA